GUGAGAUGGCGAUGGAGACUGAGGAAGACCAGGGCGAGGAGCACGCAGAGACGAAGACAAGCGACAAGACAAGCGUGUGAUGCUGAUGAUAGAUGAAGACAGUAGAGCCUCGGAUCGACAGAGCAGAUAGUAGAUGUUGACAGGAUCUGAAAGACUCGACACAAAGCGCAUUCCUCUGCCUCCUUGUUUGCGAUCUCAGGCAUUGAACAUUUGACAGACUGAGCCGAGAGGAUAGUGAUAGACAAGAGUUUGAGAGGCAGACAUGUUCAGAUGAUGAGGUGCUGCUGUGCUGAUGUUUUGCUGGAAGGCUCAUGUUAGAGCUGCAAGAUGGCGUCAUGUAUCGGAGCCGUGAACAAGUCUGAUGGAGAAACAAUUGAAGUUGCAGCCGCUGCCAGCUUCAGUGUCGACUUGAGUUCAAGUGCGCAAAAGCGAGCAGAGGUCACGAUCAGGGCGUGUUCGAACCUGGCGAGGACAGCAGCUCAACGGGGAAACUUUCAGAAUGCGAGGAGUUUUUGUUGCUUCGCUUCUUCUAUUCUUGAUGAACUGAUGGAUGAAUCUCGACGUGACCUCCGGUCACCAGACAGACAUGAACAAUCAGGUCCAUACGUCGAAGGCAUUGUUUGCAGCCCAUCCUUGCAUGACGGCACAUUAGAGGCUAGCAGAGUUACCAACACGUGGGUUGCGCUUCUUGUGUUGACUCCCCUCCUCAUGUUCUAGAAGGUCCAGUGAAGAAUUCUCUGAGUGCAAGGAGAGGAAGGUCGAUGACUCGAGACUGAGCCUGGCUGAAACGAGGCAAGUGGAACCGGCGAAGCUGAUUGAGGACCCAGGAAAUCUCAACGAUGGGGCCAGGAAAGAUCGGAACGAGAGGGCAAGACGUGAUGGAAGAAACUUCAAAGGAGCUCGCGAUCAGAGGGUGAUGUUGCAAGUGAGGAUGUGGGUGAAGGAAGACGAAGCUAGUUCACCUCGCAAACAGCAUGCAGCAGCUGCAGCGAGCGACGAGAGCAGAUGCGAGGACGAGGAGGCGAACGCCAUGAGCUAUCGGGCUAUCCAUCAGACGGCGUCGAAGAUCUGCGAGGACUUAAACUUUGAGUCAUUGUUACUGAAGACGAAGCAAGAGGCCUCGUCGAGGAUUCAACGAGCUGUGAGAGUGUAUUGCUCUCGCAAGAUUUGCUCGAGGAGGAAGAGUGCGGCGAUCCUCGGGAGUCACGUCAAGACUUGGUUGCUCAUGUCUGACUGGACGGUCAGGAGAGGAGCUGCCCACUGCUUGCUAGCGGGUGUGAAGAGAUUUUUUAGGGAGAGGAGCUUCAGGGCUAUACAGCUGGAACGCGAGUCAAGCGUGAUCGUGAUACGGGAACGCAUCAUAGCACGGGUGAUGCAGGACAGGUACCAGAGACUGCAAUGUCGGCAGCAACUCGCGAUUCAGAAACUGAGAGGGAGAUUGCGAUGUAACAAGUGCCGGAGGAUUUAUCAAGAGAUCCUUGCAUACAGGAGGAGAGCAGGGGAGAUCCUUCAAGCAGCGGCCCUGAGGUUGUCAGCGCAGAGGGACUUCCCCUAUCUCAAGAUGGACAUGCGCUCCGGUGAAAGUUUCUCAUCCAAGAUCAACAACAUCCUCACCGGGCUCAGUGCGUGCGAGGACAAAUUGUACUCGAUGAGAUGGAGGGCGGGCGAGGGAGCGACAAGUGUGAAGGAAGGUUGCGUCAUCAUCCAACGAGUCUGGCGGGGCCACCGGACAAGGAUGAAGAUCCGUCGCUGCUUCCAGACACUUGCUGCCAUCAGAGUCCAACGGGUGUACCGGGGACAUGCAGCAAGAGCGAGGCUGCGGAAAGCGCUCGGCCUCUGACAGGGUCCGACGGUCUAGCACUGGCAGUGCACAACGCCAGACUGUGUUGGGCCCCAGAUCCUCCUGGUGAUCUUAGUGCUGGAAUGAAAGCCUGCCUCAGUCCG
Guillardia theta CCMP2712 is the source of this 1944-nucleotide messenger RNA. RefSeq lists its product as hypothetical. The record is from RefSeq and is a predicted model, not a curated record. Bases 932 to 1840 code for a protein of 302 amino acids. The transcript has 4 exons. Gene Ontology annotation, molecular function: protein binding. NCBI's taxonomy places the organism in Eukaryota, Cryptophyceae, Pyrenomonadales, Geminigeraceae.